GAAUGACGGUGGAAAACAAACUUGAGUAGGCCCAAAGAACAUUGGACGAAUAAGAAUAAAGGCCCAUAUUUUGGGCCCACAAUAAAAGUUGUUAUUUAUUUAUGUCCUUAUUUGCAAUAUAAAUAAAUAACUCUUGCAAUACAUACGUAAAUACUUUGAUUAAAGAACAAUGUUGCAUUGCAGCUACUUAAUUAUGUUCACACUGUACCUCAUCUACUGUCUCAAUAUAAUACAAAAUUAUUACACACACACACACAUAUAUAUGUGUAUAUAUAUAUAUAUAUAUAUAUAUAGAGAGAGAGAGAGAGAGAGAGAGAGAGAGAGACAUCUUAAACAAUAAUCCGUGGUGGGUGAGGCUGAGAGUUAACAGAAGUGGGAUAUGGCCAUGGCCUCCCUUUUCCGGUUUCUUCUCCUCCUCCACGUCAUCUCUUCAGGAUCAUUUCAAAUCGCAGUCGGAAUCGGAAUCGGAAUCAACUACGGCCAACUGGCCAACAAUCUCCCGCCCCCGUCCGACGUACUCUCUCUCCUCAAAACCCUCAAAGUAACCCGAGUCAAGCUCUACAACACCGAUUCCGACACCCUAACCGCAUUCGCAAACACCGGAAUCGAAUUCAUGGUCGGCGUCCGAAACGAGGACCUCCAAAGAAUAUCCGACCCCACCCAAGCCCAAUUAUGGGUACAACAAAACAUCCGGCCCCACACCCCGCAAACCAAGAUCACCUCCAUCUCCGUCGGUAACGAAAUCCUCGGCUCCAGCAACAAUCAAUACGCCCCGUUUCUUCUCCCCGCCAUGCAAGCCAUAAGUGGGGCCCUCACUAACCUCGGCUUGAGCGAUGACAUAUACGUGACGUCAGCACAUUCGUACGUCAUCCUGGAGAACUCCUACCCGCCUUCUUCCGGAUCCUUCAAGCAAAACCUCGUUGGAUAUAUAAAAGGAAUUCUUGAUUUCCACUCGAGGACGAAUUCGUCUUUUCUCAUAAACGCUUACCCGUUUUUCGCUUACAAAGCUAAUCCAGCGCAAAUACCCCUCAACUACUCGAUUUUCGAGCCCAGCAAGGGUACGACGGACAACGUCACCAAUUUGCACUACGAUAACAUGUUGUACGCGCAAAUCGACGCGGUUUACUCCGCAAUGAAAUUGUUGGGGCAUACGGAUGUUAGGGUUAGGGUUUCCGAGACCGGGUGCCCGUCCAAAGGGGAGCCGGACGAGGUGGGGGCCACUCCGGAGAACGCGAGGUUGUACAACGGGAAUUUGUUGAAGCGGAUGGAGAAAGAUCGAGGCACUCCCGCGAAUCCGGAUAAGCCGAUCGAUAUUUACAUUUUUGCCCUUUUCAACGAGAAUCUGAAGCCCGGCCCCAUCUCCGAACGGAACUACGGAUUGUUGUACCCCAACGGAACUCCCGUGUACGAAAUAGGGUUGCGUGACGAUGGCUCCCACGGUUAUGUUCUUCCGCAGAUGGAGUACUCGUCUUCGACUAAAAAUGUCAUGUUCUUCUCAAAUGUGUUUCUUCUUUUAUUGAUGUGUUCUUUAUAGGCGGAGAAACAUUAGAGAGUUGCGUACUCGGUGAUUCAGAUCAACUUUCGUUGAAUAGUUUAGUAAUAAUGCAGAGGAAAUAAACAUGUCUUUGUCUAACCAUUUUUUUAGUAAAUUAAAGUUCUUAAGUUUAAA
Molecule: messenger RNA, 1669 nt
Organism: Erythranthe guttata (spotted monkey flower)
Lineage: Eukaryota; Viridiplantae; Streptophyta; Magnoliopsida; Lamiales; Phrymaceae
Product: glucan endo-1,3-beta-glucosidase 14
Biological process (GO): carbohydrate metabolic process
Molecular function (GO): hydrolase activity, hydrolyzing O-glycosyl compounds
Source: RefSeq, a predicted model, not a curated record